CCAGGGUAUAAAGUGGAUAAAGUGUUGGGGAUAACUUAAACUCCCGCUCAAAAUUUCCAAUGGCUAAGGCGAGCUUCUACUCCUCUUCACUGUCUUCACCUUUUGUGAGUUCGAUUGGGCGCCCCAAUCUGCUCCCGGCGCACAUCAGCGUCCCCCGUUGCUGUUCUCAGCAACCCUCUUCGUCUCCUCUCGCCACAACCCUUGCAGAAAUCCAUAAUUCUGGAGUCAUCGCUUGUCUUCGCGCCAAAAGUGCAGAGCUGGCAAUGGAAGCUGCGCUUGCUGCACUUAGAGGUGGCAUCUCGGUUUUGGAGAUUGUCAUGUCCACCCCUGGUGUGUUUGAGGUUUUACAAGAAUUGGUGAGGGGCCAUCCUACAUCUAUUAUUGGAGUUGGGACUGUUUUAAAUACAAUUGAUGCCAAAAAUGCCAUAAAAGCUGGGGCUAGGUUCCUUAUGAGCCCUGCAAUGGUCAAGGACAUUCUGGAUGAUGUCCGAGGUGAGGAGGUCCUUUAUAUCCCUGGAGUAAUGACACCAACGGAGGUAUUGAAUGCACACAGUGCCGGUGCAAUAACCGUCAAGGUUUACCCUGUUUCAUCAUUAGGUGGUGCUCAAUAUAUAUCGGCAUUGAAGAAACCAUUCCCUCAUAUCCCAAUGGUUGCAUCUCAGGGCAUUACAGUAGAAUCCUUAGGGACAUAUAUUGCGAGAGGAGCUUCAGCAGUCGUCUUGUCUGAUGCUAUUUUUGGGAAAGAGGCAAUGGAUCAACAGAAUUUUGAUGCUAUCCGUCAACUUGCUCAGCUUGCAGUUUCACGGGGUGAUGAAGCCGUACAAAGGAGGAAAUUGAGAUUGUUCAAUUGAUUGCUUCAUGCUCGGCCAGCAAUUCUGCUGUAUCAUCUAUGUCAAGGUUUCUUGUGGAUUCACUGGAGAUGUGGUUCAGGGAUCAAAAUGAUGCAUUGCUCCUGGAAACUGUGCUUAUACACAAUCCAGAAUGGGGUAAAAUUUGACACCUUAAUUGGGGUUUCAUGCAACUUAUUUUUCUCCUAAUUCAUAGGUUUUAUAAAACCUUCAUGUUUAUGACUUAGUUGCUGCCAAUAUAUUAUGUAUAUUAGGAGUUCUGU
Telopea speciosissima is the source of this 1111-nucleotide messenger RNA. RefSeq names its product KHG/KDPG aldolase-like. The transcript has 10 exons. The record is from RefSeq and is a predicted model, not a curated record. The coding region runs from base 60 to 851 and encodes 263 amino acids. Gene Ontology annotation, molecular function: lyase activity. NCBI's taxonomy places the organism in Eukaryota, Viridiplantae, Streptophyta, Magnoliopsida, Proteales, Proteaceae.